Messenger RNA from Diospyros lotus (date-plum), 1967 nucleotides. Its product is annotated as adenylyl-sulfate kinase 3-like. Gene Ontology annotation, biological process: sulfate assimilation. NCBI's taxonomy places the organism in Eukaryota, Viridiplantae, Streptophyta, Magnoliopsida, Ericales, Ebenaceae. The record is from RefSeq and is a predicted model, not a curated record. Bases 138 to 1067 code for a protein of 309 amino acids. The transcript is spliced from 7 exons. Gene Ontology annotation, molecular function: ATP binding; adenylylsulfate kinase activity.
CAGAAUUUCCGUGCGCGCGCGCUUUCCCUCUUUCCCCAUCUCUCUCUAUAUAUUAAUCAUCCAUUGGCUUCAGCUAGAAUGCGUUUCACAUUCGUUCUUCUUCUAUUAGAAUCCUUUUGUCUUUAGUCGAUUCAGAGAUGAUUGCCGUUCGCAACCGACAUUUCAUCAGGAGCUCUUCGCCGCCGGAGAUCGGCCCAGGGGGCUCAGCGCCGACGAAUUUGGGGUUUCUGAAGCUCUCGGUGCCUAAUCGUAGUGCAAAGAGCUUGGCGCUAGUUAGUGGAGAUGCAAAAUGGAGUUCUCUCGUCUCGGUUAAGGCAAUGGAAGGGUUUGAAAAGCCGAGUGGCGAUGGUGAAACUGAAGAGAAUUUCGCUCCAGAAUUGCACCAAUCCGACUCCAUUACAAGUGAUGACGCAUUGAGAAUGGCUUGCGAUGGUAAAAGUUGCCGGUUUUCUACCUUCAGAAAUUCAACAAACAUUGCUUGGCAUAAGAAUCCCGUUGAGAAAAUUGAUAUGCGGGAGUCACUUCAACAGAGGGGUUGUGUCAUAUGGAUCACAGGUCUCAGUGGUUCAGGCAAGAGCACUUUGGCAUCUGCUUUAAGUCGAGGCUUGCACUCCAGAGGAAAGCUGACCUAUGUCCUAUAUGGUGAUAAUGCUCGUCAUGGUCUGAACUAUGAUCUUAAUUUUAAAGAAGAGGAUCGUGCAGAAAACAUCCAAAGAAUUGGGGAGGUGGCGAAGCUUUUUGCAGAUGCUGGAUUUAUUUGCAUUACUAGUUUAAUAUCUCCCUACAGAAAGGACCGAGAUGCCUGCCGUGCACUGCUACCAGGAGGAGAAUUCAUCGAGGUGUUUAUGGAUGUCCCUCUUAAAGUAUGUGAAGCAAGGGACCCUAAGGGCCUCUACAAGCUUGCUCGAGCUGGAAAAAUUAAAGGUUUUACAGGGAUUAAUGAUCCAUAUGAGCCACCAUUGAAUUCUGAGAUAGUGUUGCAACAGGAAGAAGAGGCCUGUACUCCAGAUGAAAUGGCUGCAACAGUGAUAUCUUACUUGGAGGAGAAAGGUUAUCUUGGUGCCUGAUUCACCAAGUCUAGUCCUCCAGGGUCAUCAAUUGCAAUAACUGACUGGACAGUGGACACUUGAAGUACCAUUUCAUAUACCUUGAUUGAAUAUGAAGUUUUGCAAGUUUAUAGUAGCACGAGCCAUAGCCAUAGCCAUAUAGUUGAGGGUCUGCAAUUGUCCCCUCAAUUUUGUGAAAAAUACAUAUUAGUGUUUGAACACAAAAUAAUACAUAUUAGUGUUUGAACACAAAAUAUUUUUCCCAAAAUUGGCCCCCUUUAAUACAUACCUUGUAGGUCCUUUUUUAAAAACAAAAAUAAUAAUAAGUACUAAACAAAAGAAAAAAGAAAAGAAAAUCAACGAUAUUCCUUAUACUUUAAGGAUUAUAGAAGAAAUAAUGAUACUAUAUUUGAUAAGUAAUUAUUGGAGGAAUGAUUGUUUGAUCAGGUAUUAUGGAAGGGAUGUCUUUUUAAGCAAUUGAGUAAUAUAUUAUAUAAACAUAAGAUUUAUAAGGUUAACAGUUGAUUCCUAUAAAACUUACUUAUUAGUUAAUAAUUAUUAUUUUUAUUUUGGUUUGAUAAGAAUAAAAUAAUUGUUAUUAAGAGUGAUGAGUUCUUAUAAGAUUUCAUCUUUAAUUUGUAAUAGGUGUAACUAGUAAUAUAGUUAUAUUAUACCUGUGAUAGGUGUAACUAGUAAUACCUGUGAUAACAACCCUAAUCUAGAUUAUAUAUAUUAUAUAGUUAGUUCUAGUAUUUCUACUAGUAAAAAAUAUUAUAUAAGUGAGUAAAUUAAAAAAUAAAAGGGAAAAAUGGAGUGUUAGUACGUUCAAAUUGGUGUAACAAUCCCAUUAAAAAAAAUUAAUUUAUUCGAACUCGACAAACAAAAAAAUAAAUUUAAUUCGGUUCAUGGUUUAUUAUAUUU